Molecule: messenger RNA, 1257 nt
Organism: Carica papaya (papaya)
Lineage: Eukaryota; Viridiplantae; Streptophyta; Magnoliopsida; Brassicales; Caricaceae
Source: RefSeq, a predicted model, not a curated record
CGUAUGGAAAACUGCCGUUAGAUAACAGGGAACUCUCUGUUCUCUCUCUUUUCCAGAUCUCUUCUCUCGAAGCCAAACUGUGGCGGUUUUGGUAUUUUCCACUGGUUCAAAUCAUCGAAUUAGAUCCUGUCUAAUAUCCAUCAGCUCUCAAAUUCUUAGAAUUCAAAUCACCAGCGAUGAGAAACAGCAGCCGUUUUAUUGCUCUUGUCUCGUUUCUUCUUGUUCUUCUUCUGGCAAACUUAGCAAUACACUGCGAAGCUGAAGUACUAACCCUAACUCCUGAUACUUUCUCGGACAAGGUUAAGGAGAAGGACACCGUGUGGUUUGUGAAAUUUUGUGUUCCUUGGUGUAAGCACUGUAAGAACUUGGGUUCAUUAUGGGAAGACUUGGGGAAGGUGAUGGAGGGGGAGGAUGAGAUUGAGAUCGGGGAAGUAGACUGCGGUGCCAGCAAACCUGUUUGCUCCAAAGUCGACAUUCAUUCGUAUCCUACUUUUAAAGUGUUUUAUGAUGGAGAAGAAGUUGCAAAAUAUCAAGGUCCGAAGAAUGUUGAAUCACUUCGGACUUUUGUUCUGGAAGAAGCAAAAAAGGCAGCAACAAAGGCAGAGCUUGACAGUGACAAGGACUUGUGAUUGUUCUUUCAAGGUAGGCACUGACAUCCAUAUGAACUUUUAAGUUUAGAUAAACCAUGAUAUAAUCGAGGCAGGAAGGGUUCUGAGGUGUAGGAAGAUAGAAUUGAGUUUAAAAAUUGGCUGGAAAGAGUGAAUAUUCCAUCCACCAACCCUCUCCCCCUCCCCCCAAAAAAAUAAAUCAAAUGCGCAAAAUCUCUUCAAAAUAAGAUGCCUGAUAACUUCUUACGAUUUCCACAGACAAAGCUUCCAUCUUUUGCAGUUCUUGGAUGUUUUAGUUGAACCAGGGAUGCCGGCUGACAUUCCCUAUAGAGUGCAAAUGAUUUUCUGGAAGGCCAAUCAUCAGUCAUCUUGUGGAUCUGCAAUUUUGCUCGUAUUUCAUCUUAGUCUAUAGCAACUUAGAUGCUGAACUGAUCUGAAUAUAGAAAAAACUGGUUUGUUUAGAAGAACAUCUUUUGUGACAUUUGAAAAAUUAGUCAUUGUGAUUCAGAGAAAAUCUGAACGUACAAGAAAUGGUUUGUUUAGAAGAACAUUUUUUAUGACAUUUGAAAAUUAGUUACUGUGAUCCACACAAAAAAAAAAAAAAAAAAAAAAUCUAUGGGCAUCAGAUUGCCUUCUACUUCAUGUUCCC